CGAAUCAAAAGUACGUACUAUGUGUAUUGUUUACUUCUCCUUUUCUAUUGCUCCCUCCCUCCCAAGAAACAUUUUGGUUUAAGAUGUUUGGUUUAAGAUGAGUGACGAUAAAGCAACUUGAUUCUUGUUCACACUCAAUUCAUUUUUAAUAAAUAAAAUUCACAUAUUCUAUUAAACCCAUAUGGGCCUUAUUAAUUGUAUUCUUAUUGUAAAUUAGCAAUGAUUAAGAAUGAAAAAAAAUCUCCCUAGGGCUUGGCCGCUAGGGUUCUCCGACUUCCGCUCUCAGAUACUUCUGAGGUGCGGCCUUCUUUUUUUGAGCUUUGUUUUCGUUUCGAGCGGGGAUACGGCCCUCGUGUGGUGGCUGCCAGUUUCGAAGCAGCAACUUUGAUGAAUCAAUGGAUGACGUGGUUCACCAAUACAAACAUAUGGUUAUUGGGGAUGACAAGGAAGAGGUGUUCUUCGAUGAAGAAGAUGAAGGAGAGGUUUCGCACAAAGGUACGGCUGAUUUUCCUGUGGUUGGAGUAAUUCUGACUGAUCGAAAAAUAAAAUUUCAAAUUUUCAAAGAAUUGAUGGCCUCGUUGUGGAGACAUGUGAAAGGUGUUUCAAUUCAGAAAAUUGGCGACAAAAGGAUGCAGAGAGGCAAGAUUGGAAGGAGACUACAGACACUAGAAAUAGCUCUAUCAAGGAAGGGAACUCAGUUAGUCCAGAGGAGACUUCGGGGGAGCCUAAGCAAAGAAGAACCUGGGAGGAAGGGAGACAGGAUGCUAUCACAGAGGAAGGCAUGGCACUUGACGGACAAAAAAACGGAGCGGUGGCAGACCUCCUGUAGGUCCGCCGAUCUAUGUUGGGUGUCGGAGAAGAUCAAAGGAGGCGUCGGUGGAGAUGCUCCUGGCUUUGGAGAAGAAUAAUUAUUUUAUUGCUAUUUUAUUUUGGUUGUUGUUGAUCAGACUACGUUUUUUCUGUUGUUUUUCUUUCAAUGGUAAGACUCUUGCAUUAGGAUCGGGUGAGUUUGGGUCUGUUUCAAUCGUCUAUGGCUCAGGUUUGCCCAUUAAUGGAUCAGCGAGUUAUAUUGCUUGUUUGAAGCUGAUUAACUCCAAGUCUGGUUCGCGGGCUGACGGUUGGAUGUGGCUCUUUACUCUUUUUACUCCCUUUCUAAAUGCUAAUGCCUUGAUAUCAAUUUAAGCCCCC
This is a messenger RNA of Cuscuta epithymum, 1188 nucleotides long. The record is from the annotation of a GenBank genome assembly. Lineage: Eukaryota; Viridiplantae; Streptophyta; Magnoliopsida; Solanales; Convolvulaceae.